ACAGUCGAAAUGACCGACGAGAAGUGUUACCGACGCAACGCCUGACGACCCUGCUGCAAGCCCGCAUCCACCAUGAAGACAAGCGGCCUACCUCUCUUCGCCUUCGGGCUCUACGUCUCCACGGCGACCGCCCAGAUCGUCCAGACGGGUGCUUCCCUCAAGCUGGGAGACAUCUACUACUACGUCUCCCCCUUCUCCCAGGGCAAGAUCGUCGACGGGCCCCUCGACAUCAAGUCGCUGCCCCGCGCCUUCGGCUUCACCCCCAUCACCGUCGUGUCCGACGAUGGCGUCGACAAGGAAGCCCUCCCCUCCCUCUUCGGCAACUGGACCUCGGCCGACGACGUCUGGCAGCCCUCCUUCCUCUCCACCGUCUUCCUCGCCGGCCACGCCGCCUCGCCGUGCCUGAGCAAGCAGUCCUUCUACGAGGACGUCCGCUCCCUCGUCCUGCCCUUCGAGGGCAACAGCACCGCCCUCCCCUCGGGCCCGUACUUCCUCGACACCGCCUCGGGCGACGUCUACCAGGCCUACCGCCUCUACGACGACUCCAUCGGCUCCUUCACCGAAUCCCUCCUCCAGAGCCCCGACGCCAGCUCUUUCCAGCCCCUGUCGGCCCACAUCCCCUCCUCGGCCUCCGUGACCAUCGGCGUCCCCUCGCGCCUCUACUACAGCCCCACCCCGGAGAAGCCCCUCGCCGGCGUGCGCAUCGGCAUCAAGGACAUCUACGACCUCGCCGGCAUGCGCAAGUCCAACGGCAACCGCGCCUGGUGGAACCUCUACCCGCCCGCCGCCACCACCGCCCCCGUCGUCCAGCGCCUCCUCGACGCCGGCGCCAUCGUCGUCGGCCACCAAAAGACCUCGCAGUUCGCCAACGGCGAGUCCCCCACCGCCGACUGGGUCGACUACCACGCCCCCUUCAACCCGCGCGGCGACGGCUACAACAACCCUUCCUCCUCGUCCGCCGGCGCCGGCGCCUCCGUCGGCGCCUACCCCUGGCUCGACAUCGCCCUCGGCUCCGACACGGGCGGUUCCGUCCGCGGACCCGCCGGCGCCCAGGGCCUCUUCGGCAACCGCCCCUCCCACGGCCUCGUCUCCCUCGACGGCGUCAUGCCCCUCUCCCCGACCCUCGACACGCCCGGCUUCCUCGUCCGCGACCCCUGGACCUGGGACGCCGCCAACAAGGCCAUGUACGGCGCCAACUACACCUCGUACGCCGGCUCCUCCUCCGUCGCCUACCCGUCCAAGCUGUACACCGUGGGCCUCCCCGCCGCGUCCUCCGACGCCGGCAAGAUGAUCCACGACUUCGCCAACGCCCUGGCCGCCUUCCUGGGCACCGAACACUCCGUCUUCAACCUCGACUCCGCCUGGGCCGCCACCGGCCCCGCCGAACUGCGCUCCACCCGCCUCUCCACCCUCCUGAGCUCGACCUACGCCACCCUGAUCACCAAGGAACAGAUCGAGCUCGUCCGGGAGCCCUUCUUCGCCGACUACGCCGCCGCCCACGACGGCCGCCGCCCCUUCGUCAACCCGGUGCCCCUCUCGCGCUGGGCCUGGGGCGACUCGAUCCCGGACGCAUGGUACCCGGAAGCCCUGCACAACAAGACCGUCUUCAUGGACUGGUUCAACGCCGAGGUCCUCCCCGCUUCGUCGUCGUCCGCCUCGUGCUCCGACUCCAUCCUCAUCUACCCGGGCAGCACCGGCAACCCGUCCCCGCGGAACCGCUACAGCGCCAGCGCCCCCGGCGCGCCGCUUGGUUUCGGCACCUCGCGCAUCUCCGUCUUCGCCGAGGUCCCGGACAGCGUCUUCCCCCUCGGCGAGGUGGCGAGGCCCAGUACCAUCACGGGGCGGGACGAGUUCCUGCCUGUUGCCGUCAAUGUGCUCGUCGCCAAGGGAUGUGAUGGCCUGCUUGUCAAGCUGGCGCAGGAUCUCGUCCGGGAGGGCGUCCUGACUGUUCCCAAGGCCGGUGGUACCAUGGCGGGGGGUGACUUGCUGGUCAGGAGGGACAUGGACCAUGAUUACCUUGCCGAUAUGGAGUGGAUGUGA
Molecule: messenger RNA, 2040 nt
Organism: Sodiomyces alkalinus F11
Lineage: Eukaryota; Fungi; Ascomycota; Sordariomycetes; Glomerellales; Plectosphaerellaceae
Product: glutamyl-tRNA amidotransferase
Exons: 1
Coding region: 73-2040 (655 amino acids)
Source: RefSeq, a predicted model, not a curated record